CCCUCAACGACAACACCAAUAAUUCACAACACCAUGACAAUCGUCGCUAGACAAUCACUUCGCAGCAGCGCAUACAGAAUCGUAGCACAAAGCACGCACAAUUAUUGCCCACGCCGCACAUAUGCUCAGCCCAUCGGAGCCUCCACAAGCGUCGAUGCACGAUGGGGUACUCAACCACCGCCACCACCUCAGCCUGGAGCUGAAGCAUCCUCUUCGUCCUCAGCAUCAUCAUCAGCAUUCGUCGUCCAUCCUAGACCAGACAACCCGAAUGAUCUGUCCGAUCUGCUCCGCGACCUGGGCAAGCAGCAAGGGAGCUCUGGCUCCACUUCACGCAGUGGCGGGAGAGAAGGCACAUUGCAGAGCGUCAAAGGUACGGCGAUUCCUCCUAAUGGGCCGCAGCGUCGCACUACAGGGGUUCCUACGGAUGACUUGCCGCUGAUGCCUGGGGAGCAGCGUAGUGAUCCAGUGAAUGCAACACCCAUUGACAGGGAGCACCCACACAGCAUCGACUCGCUGCGUGGACGCAACGAGCUAGACGAGCGCGUCCUCAAUGCAGCGCGAGGCGUUCACGCAUCAGGACAAGGAGCCGGGCUGCGUCAGCUCGGGCAGCUAUUCGAACAGGAGGCGGGGCGAGUCUUGCCAAUCGAGCUUCCUUAUGAAUCGGCUCCCGCAGAUGAUCGCAGAGUCCUCGUACCACGGACGGAUGCGAAUCAGUCGCCACACGUCCCGCCGGAGGUGACCGAUGACGAUGGUGUUCUGCUCCUCGCCUACGUCGAAGACGUCACAGCGCCUCGUGGUCAGGAGAAGAUCUCCGUCUGCACCGGCUUUGCCGUUGAGGGCGGGUCGGAGCUAUCGCAGGUCGCACAGGGCGAGGCAGAAGGGCACCUUGUCGUCACAGUUGCACACACGCUGCGCAGCGCCUUUGCUGCCAAGACGUCUCAGCAGGGACAGGAUCAGUCAGCAGCCAUUGCAAUUACUCGACGGGGCAACGUCUACCCGGUGCAGACGUUACUUUCCAGCUUGCCCAGCUCAGACUUGGUCCUGCUCAGAAUCGCCAAGGAGCCGCUGCCCGUGGGAGGCGAGGCGGCACAGUCCUCAACAGCAGCAGCAUCGUCAACGCCAGCUCUGGCGCCCAAGACUCUUCCAAUCUCCCCCUACCCCUCUUCCGCCAACUCUCACCUCCUCGUCUCCUCCUUCUGGGGCUUCGAAGACGAUUCAGCCUGCUCCCUCCCCGCCUUCUCUUACUCGCCUUCUUCCUCACCCUCUCUCACUCUUCUACCUUCGUCCUCUUCUUCGUCACCAGCCGGGCGUUCUGCCUCGCAAGUCAAGAGCGAGGGGGACGCCAUGACUCAGUCACGCUGGGGGGAGGUUAGACUCGUGGAGUACAGAGACGGGAAGGGCUCUGAGGCGCAGACGGGGACAUACGACUCGCUGGAGACAAUGGAGUAUAAGCUAGUCAGGGAGUCGAGGAUCAAUCCAGCUGUCUUGAGAGGAGAAAGCGUAAGCGCUUUUGUUCCCGGGGCAGCUCAGCCCGACAGCACCAGUCAAGACGGUGCCUUGAGUAACGCCACCGGUAGCUCCACCUCAACACGAGGCAUAGGCGGAUACGGCGUACCAAACUUUCCUCCACCCGGCUCGUCUGGCGGGCCAAUCGUUGACGCUCAAUCCGGCGCUGUGGUCGGCGUCACGCGGGGAUGUAAAAUGUCGACUGUAGGAGGAAGGAGAGGCGAGGGGAUCCCGUCGGAGAAGAUCUGCGAGUUCUUCACCUUGCCUGGGAUGGGAAAGAAGGUUAAGAAGUGAAGGGGGCUAGCCGGAUGAAGGCGGCCAGCGAGGAGGAAGGGGAAGAUGAAAAGGAGCCGUGAUUGCGUAGCAGCAUGGCGUAGCAUAGCAUGGCAUGGCAAGCGCAAGAGUAGAUGGCGAACCGCGGCAUUUGUUGUCCCACCCGCGGAGCUGGAUGCUCCAUCGUGAGAAAUCAAUUGCAGGACCGACCUCCCCUUGCCCAGU
This is a messenger RNA of Jaminaea rosea, 2004 nucleotides long. RefSeq lists its product as hypothetical. The record is from RefSeq and is a predicted model, not a curated record. Lineage: Eukaryota; Fungi; Basidiomycota; Exobasidiomycetes; Microstromatales. The coding region runs from base 34 to 1800 and encodes 588 amino acids. The transcript has a single exon.